AUGACCGUAGCGCAGCUCGUCCGCGUGCUCGCCCCGUCCUGCCGUGGCGCCACUCGGAACGGCGAGCACGCAGCGGCGUUUCACGCGUACCUUAGUAGGAUUGGCGUCAUUGUAGCGGCGGCGGCGGGCUUUCCCAGUGGCAUGACAGCGAGCACGAGAGAGCUCAUUCCCCCACGCAGAGCGCACUGCGGACCUGGCGGCGGCACACGAUGCCUAGGGGGGCUGCGUCGAAGCGCUCUAGCCGCUGCGCAUGUCCUGCAACGAUCAAAUCGCUCUCCUCCUGACGCACAGCUCACCUCAACUUCCUCGUUCCAACUCUCCUUGCCCCCCUUUGCCUCUCCAUGCCACCCCUUCCUAUGCUACUACCCUGUUAUCACCCCGCCUUCCCUCCUUUCCCUCCCUUUCCUCCUUCCACUCCCUCUCUCAUCCCCUCCUCCCAACACCCUCACUCAUCUGUCGCACAACCCUCUUCCGGUCCCUGCGUGCCCCCCAUGCCCCUGCCCCGCGUUGCUUCCCUCCCCCACACUCCACCCGUGCCCGCUGACCUUCCGUGAGCCCGCGGCUGCACCCCCUGGCGUCCACCCUCUCCCUGCCUUCGCUGGCAGUCAAGCUGUUUUGCACGUGCUGGCAGUGUGGGGGCAGCUUCGGGCGGCUGGCAGGCGUGGUCGGCCAGCAGCGACUGCUCCACCGUGCAGGGCGUCGCAUGCGACGCUCGCAGGCAACGUCGCUCACCUGCGCAAUGUGAGUGCUGCUCUAGCGCAUGUGAGUGCUGCUCCAGCGCAUGUGAGUGCUGCUCCAACGCAUGUGAGUGCUGCUCCAGCGCAUGUGGGUGCUGCUCCAGCGCAUGUGGGUGCUGCUCCAGCGCAUGUGAGUGCUGCUCCAGCGCAUGUGAGUGCUGCUCCAGCGCAUGUGAGUGCUGCUCCAGCGCAUGCGAGUGCUGCUCCAGCGCAUGUGGGUGCUUCAGAGUACUCUCGGGCCCGCUUGCCAGGGGCGUGCCAGCAACGUGUGCAGGUACUGGCUAUGGCCCCGGGGGCAUCCCUCUCCUCACCUCAGUACAUUGCCCCAUCUGUAGUCCGUCCACGUCUCCCCUCCCUCUCCCUCUCCUAA
Messenger RNA from Closterium sp. NIES-65, 1107 nucleotides. Lineage: Eukaryota; Viridiplantae; Streptophyta; Zygnematophyceae; Desmidiales; Closteriaceae. The record is from the annotation of a GenBank genome assembly.